AUAGAUAUAUCACCAGCACCAUUUUUAUCUUCACCUGCCUCAAAGUCUUUAAUGGCAAUUUCAUCAUCCCUUUUGUCCAUGCUACCUUUCUUGAUGCUGUUAUUAACUGGUACCUUGCAUGCGAAUGGAUGUUAUACGUCGAUCAUAAGCUUCGGAGACUCGUUAGCCGAUACUGGAAAUUUAAAACAACUCUCGACAAAACCAAACAGUCAACCACCACAUUUCAUGUUUCCACCUUAUGGUGAAACAUUCUUCCACAAACCCACCGGUCGGUGCUCCGAUGGCCGCCUCAUCAUCGAUUUCAUUGCUGAGAGUCAUGAGAUGCCGUUAAUACCACCAUCUGAGGUUAUUCGUAGAAAUAGCGCGAUAGGGAAAGGCCAGGGAGUGAAUUUCGCGGUCGCUGGUGCGACCGCACUGGAUUCAUCAUUUCAUGAAGCACAAGGGGUUGUCAAUCAAUGUACAAAUGCGUCUUUAGGUGUUCAGUUGGAAUGGUUCAAAAGUUGGUUGUCGUCUGUUUGUAGCAAUGGGCCAGAUUGCAAAAACUAUCUUCGGAAUUCGUUAAUUCUCAUGGGAGAAAUCGGAGGGAACGAUUACAAUCAUCCAGUAAUGGUUGGAAAACCCAUUGACGAGCUGCGAUCAUAUGUUCCUCUCGUCAUUGACACCAUCGUCUUCGCCAUAAAUGAACUCAUUGAUCUUGGGGCUGAGACGUUUGUUGUCCCGGGAAACCUACCAAUUGGAUGCUCAGCGGCGUAUUUAACGAUUUACUAUGGUUCUGAUAAAGUAGAAUACGAUAACACAACGGGUUGUUUGAUUAUGCUAAACAAAUUUGCGGAGUACCAUAAUGAAUUACUCCAAACAGCAUUAAAUCAAAUCCGGGAAGUUCAUCCGGAUGUCAAUAUCAUCUAUGCUGAUUACUACAACGCCGCCAUGCAGUUUUUUCGCUCUCCAAAUAAAUACGGAUUCACAAAUGGGGCUCUAAAGGCUUGUUGUGGAGGCGGAGGACCGUAUAACUACAAUGCACUAGUAGAGUGUGCCGAUCCAUCUUCUACAAGUUGCGCUCAACCAGAAACGUACGCUAACUGGGAUGGAUUGCACUUAACAGAAGCAGCAUACCAGGUGAUUUUCAAGAGUUUAUUUCAAGGAGCAUAUACCACACCCCAUUUUAAUUCUUUGUGUCCUACCUCACGUCUACAAGCAAGAGAUGCAUCAUCUAGUUUAGUUCAAAGCUUCUAGUGUAUGUGUAAGUAAACGAAGCUUGUAAAGUUGUAAAGGGUUUUAUUUUAAGAAAAUUGUGAUUUAUAUUUAAGUUAUGCAAUGUGUAAUAUCUUAGCUUGUAAAGAAUAGGUUUUUGUUAACAAAAAUUGUCAUUUACAUUUAACUAAUGCAAUGUAAUAUUUGUAGUCGGAUGUAU
Messenger RNA from Helianthus annuus (common sunflower), 1411 nucleotides. RefSeq names its product GDSL esterase/lipase At1g28580. Bases 52 to 1233 code for a protein of 393 amino acids. The transcript has 5 exons. Gene Ontology annotation, molecular function: hydrolase activity, acting on ester bonds. The record is from RefSeq and is a predicted model, not a curated record. Lineage: Eukaryota; Viridiplantae; Streptophyta; Magnoliopsida; Asterales; Asteraceae.